Messenger RNA from Dendronephthya gigantea, 3530 nucleotides. RefSeq names its product beta-1 adrenergic receptor-like. Gene Ontology annotation, biological process: G protein-coupled receptor signaling pathway. Gene Ontology annotation, cellular component: membrane. The record is from RefSeq and is a predicted model, not a curated record. NCBI's taxonomy places the organism in Eukaryota, Metazoa, Cnidaria, Anthozoa, Malacalcyonacea, Nephtheidae. The transcript has a single exon. The coding region runs from base 1925 to 2881 and encodes 318 amino acids. Gene Ontology annotation, molecular function: G protein-coupled receptor activity.
GUUAAACACUCUCAAAAAAAUACACACUGUGUUCGUUUUCGGUCUGCAUCAAUGUCUUGUAUCCCUAAACCAAUCGGUCAUAAAUUCAUCAUACGUUAUAAAGAUCUAUAGACUAUAUUCUAUAAGGCCGUCCCUGGCCACUUAAUAUGAGGGGUGUAUAUUCAAACACAUCGCUUCGAAAUGACUGAAAUUGGUCACGGUCCACGAACGGGUAAUACGUCCAGACAUAAUUAAUUUCAAGUUUCGGUACACUUAACUUCACGUGUUGUCCUUGAGUGCCGUGUGUCCUUGAGAACCUACGUGUUGUCUUGGAAAUGAGAUGUUUAUCAAACUAGCAGGUGCCUUGAUGGACUUUAGACCCACUAAUAUCUAAAAGGGCCCAUACGAAAAUCUAUAAAGUUAGCCGUUUUGUGCAAUUGUUAUAUUUCAGGCGGGUGCAUGAGAAGGUGUAGAAUUCAAAAUGUCGCGCCAGUCGCGGUGUAAUCCGAUGACGUUUACAGCGGUUUCUUUGAUUGAUCUCAACCGCUGACUCUCACCGUAAUUUUAUGUUCCCGACCGUGGGACGUCACCGUCACCCUGACGUGAAACGUACGUAGCACCUGUCGCGGAGCGACGUAAGCGACGCAAACAGUAUACUUCUACUGUUUAUGUAAAAUGGAUAUACCCUUCAAUUUCAUCUCUUUAUAUAACAACAUAAGUUUAUAUAACAACGCCAGCCUAUAGUUACAAUAGGGCAUGGGUAUGGUUAUGUGCAUACGAAUUUUAAAAGGGAAUGUACUCCUAAUUUCACGGCAUAUUAUCCAACGUGUGCAUGUGCAUGUCGAUAUUAAUUUUUUCGAUAAGCCCAUGAAUUUGUUGCAUGCUUUGACUAUUUGUUUUAAUUCGUUUAUUUUUUCCUAUAUUUGCGUUCAUUACUUAGGCGCGCCCACAAUUUUGAAUUGCCAAAAUCCAGUACAAAAUUAUUCAGCAAGAUAAAUACCGUAUAUCAGUAUAAUGACCCGAUCAUGCAUGUACGCGUUUUUGUUUUACACGGAUAAAACAAAGACUCACAAUUGUCGAACAUGUUGUACAGUCCUUGCGCAAAAAUUGAUGCCUUGACUUUAAUGAAAUUACUCUUUCGAGCAUUUAUAAAUUGACAUGCGGGUGGCAGAGUGGAAACAGCUGCUGAUUGAUGCUCAAGGUUCCUUUAUAAGGGCAAAACGUCAUAACCAUUCAUAUAUUGCUUUUAAACCUUUUACCGACACAGCAGGAAGACAAAAACUUUUGCUAACUGGCAACAGCCUUUACUUUUAAUGAUCUGUUGUGUGUGUGGAAAUAUAUUCGUCGAUUGUAAGAUUUUUCCUCGCGUUGUCGAUUUCACUGCCUGGUGCAGUUGGUUGAGAGGAUGUUCAUUUGUAAAUAAGUUGAAAGAAUCGGUCGAUUUCUGUCGCCGUUUUUCAUAAACUAUAAAGCAACUGCAGCAAAUAUACUAAAGACGUCAUUAUAAACGUAGAAAAUUUAACCGGUAGUCUUUGAAAAUCGUUUUUAGAGAUCGUAUUUUGAAGUCUCGUUGUAAAUGACCUUCAGCCGACAUCUUAUAUAUACAGUGUAAUUUUUUCACAAUUUUCUUAAUUAAGAGAGGCACAAUUUAUAUGCAUUAUAAUUAAUGCCUUUAACGAACAUGGAAGAAAAGUCCAGCCUGCUUGCAUGAACAAGAAACAAAAUUUACAUACUGUGUGAAUUUAACUUGAUAUACUGAAACGGGAACGAUUUGAAUUGCAUCGAAAUUAUUGUAGCUAUAAAGCGGUGUUGGAAUUUUGCGAAGAAUUUCUAAAGAACGGUUCAAAAAAGAAAAGGCGGUCUCGUAUUUGGCACGAGUCUAGUUAAACGUCCAGAUAUACAUCGUAAAAAGGGACUGGACUAAAGUAGUCUUGCUAAAAAAUUCAUGUCUGAACUGAACACUACAAUUGCAGGUGAAGUAAAACGGUGUAACAUUUUCUUUGCAACCGUUUACUGGACACUGCCAUCGACUGGCGUUCAUCUUUACAACAAUAUAACACUCAUUGUGGUAAGCUUGGUAGUUUCUCUUUCUGGAAUCAUCGCAAAUGUUCUUGUUGUAAUCUGCUACGUGAAGAACCCUCGUUUACGCACAUUGUCCAAUAUUCCGCUACUUUCGCUGGCUUUCAGCGAUUUGCUUGUGAGCGCCGUAGUACUGCCCCUUUGUGUGGCCAAGUUUAUUGAGGAGAUAUACGGUAUACGUAAUUGUAUUCUAUGGGCUUCCAAGGGGCUUGCGACGUAUUUCUCAAUUGGAGUUUCGCUGUUGUCCGUAAUUGUUAUAAGCGCUGAACGUUUCAUCACAUUGGCGUAUCCUUACCGGUAUCAGGCGAUUCUGACAAAGAUUCGCAUGAACAUGGCUGUUGCUGCAGUUUGGAUUGUGAUUUUUGUUGUGGUAAUUUCAAAUAUAAUUGGCUUGAUACCUUUUGACGUUCUUCAAGCAAUUGCCACUUCGAUUACAGGGCUAUGUAUUUUCUUUAUGCUUAUAGUUUGGAUCUGGGUUUACAAGCUGCUUAAAAACCAUGUAAGAAAGAUCAACACAAGCCAUAGCCCAUCGGCCGUAUCGAAGCCGGAGACCUCGCAACAGCAAUCAUACAGAAACACCCGUGCUAGUGGUGUCAUUGUCUUCGGUCUUAUAAUCUCCUAUAUUCCCUCCGUUGUCAUGCUAGUUUACUUCUGGACCGAACCGGAAAGCUUUACGGGAAUCUUUCUUGUCUCUCCUUGGGGUGAAACGCUUCUCCUCUCGCAUUCUUUGUUCAACCCACUGUACGUGUUUUGGAGGAAAUCCACAUUUAGGCUAACCGCUGUUAGUUUUAUUCGUCGAUGGACGACUCCAGGUGUAGAAUAAGUUUUGAUUUGGCGCAGAAUACGUAUAAUAUCAAAAAUGUAAGGGCUGCAUGCGUAAGUCAUAAGAACUUAAUUUUCAGCAUAUUUUAGUCUGCGUUUGUUGACCUAGAAGUUGAAAGAUAUAGUGUGGAAAAAAUAAGUGGAAAACAGCUUUAACUAUAGAAAUGGUUUUCCUGUCCUAAAAUUUUGUUAAAUCCCUAAAUUUAACGUCAUGCAUGCACACGCUUUCGCACUUUGCUGGAUUGAUGAUUGCUGUUUUUGGAUAUUUUAUCAUUUUUAGAGUAUUUUUAGUAAUUUGUUGACUAUAUAUGCAAUAUAUUAAUACAUUUAUUGUCAAAAUUAGAUAACUCCCCUUCUAGCGUAAAAAAACCCCGCAAUGCGUGCCUUACACGCGUCACGUAGGAAUCUGUCAGAUCGAAACUGAUCGAAGGCAUGCGUGGUCUCUACGCAGUGAGAAAAGUGCCCGUGAAGUGCGAAAAUAAUGCUUGUGACAGACACUUCAUAAUAAUAAUAGUAAUGUCGGUGUGCAGUAAGCACGUGUCCGUCUUCGAUUGGUUUCUUUGAUUGGUCUCAACCGCUGACUCUCGUCGUAAUUUUAUAGUUCUGACUUUGAGCCUGCGAUCAUGGUAUGUUAUUAUAACGUUAAACCA